GUGGUGAUGACGCAUUGGAGACAGCUGAUUGCAGGUCACUGGAAGCUGAUGCUGUCAUAAAAGCUGUGAAGUUGUUAUCCUGUCCAGUAAAGAAAACUUAAUUCGUCCUCUUGCAUACAGUCACAAGAUGAGUCAGACAUUUAAAUACUGCAAAAAUCUGAUGGUGACCGGAGCUAACCGAGGCCUCGGUCUGCAAUUAGUCAAGAGUCUGGUAACAGGACGAUUUUCUCCAGGCAAGAUAAUCGCUACUGCUCGGAGUCCAGCCAUGGUAACGCUCCAGCCAGUUUGACUGUGUAGAGAUGGCAGGCUAGAUGGCUCAGCACAUACCGACUGUGGUGAAACUGUAGUAUAAGCAGUAUAAAUAUGACAAGAGCUAUUAUCAUAUUAAACGGAGGGAACAGUAUCUGACAAUGACUUAAUCAGCAUUUGUGUGUGUAUUGUUCAGGGGCCAUUUAAUAAUUUUUUGUCCCUACCACUUUUCAAAACAAAGUUACGACACUGUCCACCACCCACAUGUUUCUUUAUACGUUUUUAUAAAAAACAACUUUGAUUCAUAGGAAUUGCAAGGGCUUGUAGAAGAGCAUCAGAACAUACACAUCAUUAAACUUGGUAAGUACAAUAUCAUCACUUUGUAGUGCACAGUAUGCUUAUUUGAAAUUGAUGUUUACCUGAUAAUGUUGUGUAAUUGUGGGUUUCUUUCUUACCAGAUGUAACCAGUCAGGAGAGCAUUGAGAGAGCCUCAUCUGAGGUGGAAGAGCUUGUUCUAGAGGAUGGUCUUAACUGUCUCAUUAACAAUGCUGGAAUUAAUGUUGUGGCCAAUCUUGAUGCAGUCACUGCAGACAAAAUGCUGGAAAACUUUCAUACCAACUCUGUUGCCCCGCUGAUGCUCACCAAGGCCAUGCUCCCGUUGCUGAAGCGAGCAGCUGCGAAGGAAACUGGUAUGGGCAUCCACAGAGCAGCAGUCAUCAAUAUGUCCUCUCUGCUGGGUUCAGUACAGCUUAACUGUGGUGAACAAGCCAACAGUUUUAAAUGGUACCCCUACAGAGCAUCUAAGAGUGCUCUUAACAUGAUCACCAGAUGUUUGGCAGUCGACUUUGAGGAACAUGGAAUCCUGUGUGUGGCUCUGCAUCCCGGCUGGGUACGCACUGAUAUGGGAGGUCCAGACGCACCACUGAGCACAGAAGAGAGCAUUGCCUCUGUGUUGAAUGUGAUUGGCGGUUUGUCAGAACGGGAUCACGGUUCAUUUCUUCACUAUAAUGGCGAGGAACUGCCCUGGUGAAGCUGUAGAUGUUUGUUAGGAUGUGAG
Molecule: messenger RNA, 1306 nt
Organism: Triplophysa dalaica
Lineage: Eukaryota; Metazoa; Chordata; Actinopteri; Cypriniformes; Nemacheilidae
Exons: 4
Coding region: 845-1279 (144 amino acids)
Source: RefSeq, a predicted model, not a curated record